UCAGCUGUCAGUGGUCACAUGACCCGGAAGAUGUGGGGCUUCAUUCCUGUGUUGAACUGCUCUCAGCUGCUGAGCUUCUGUCCUUCGCAGUCCAGACCCUCCGUCGUCCGCAUCGCGACCCCCGACCCCCGGGAGAACUCUCCGCAGCGCACCAUGUCGGCAGACCAAGCUUUUGUGACAUUAGCCACGAACGACAGCUAUGCCAAGGGAGCGAUGGUUCUCGGGCAGUCGUUACGAAAGCACAACACAACCAAGAAACUGGUUGCACUCAUCGGGCCUCACAUUGCAGAACCCUGCAGAGAUGCACUUGACUCCAUUUUCGAUGAGGUGUGUGUGGUGGACGUCGUGGACUCGGGUGAUGUGGCUCACCUGGCCCUGAUGAAGCGUCCAGACCUGGGAGUGACAUUCACCAAACUGCACUGCUGGACUCUCACACACUACAGCAAGUGUGUGUUCAUGGACGCAGACACACUGGUGCUGUCAAAUAUAGAUGAACUCUUCGAGAGGGAGGAGCUCUCUGCUGCACCCGAUCCCGGUUGGCCGGACUGUUUCAACUCCGGGGUUUUUGUCUUCAGACCGUCCAAUGAGACGCACGAGAAGCUGCUCGCGUUCUGUGGUGAAAACGGCAGCUUCGACGGUGGAGAUCAGGGGGUUCUCAACAGUUUCUUUAACACCUGGGCGACGGCAGAUAUUUCUAAACACCUCCCCUUCAUCUACAACCUCAGCAGUGUCUCCAUCUACUCCUACCUGCCAGCUUUCAAAGAAUACGGGCGUAACGCGAAGGUGGUGCACUUCCUGGGCAAGGUGAAGCCGUGGAACUACUCCUUUGACGCUCAGAAGGGCGAGGUCCGAGGCCACGCCCUGUCGGCUGACCAGUGCCAGCUGCACCCUGACUACCUGCUCCUGUGGUGGCAGCUGUACUCCAAGUCUGUGCUGCCUGUGCUGCAGCAGGCCUACGGGGACACGCCCUUCAACAGCGGCUUCACAGAGGAGAGCGGGAACGGUAAGCUUCAGGAGGAUGUGAGCGCACAGCCGGUGGCCUCCGCUCCUCCUCCACAGAAGGUUUCCUCAGAGGUGAGGAAGCAGCGCUGGGAAGCCGGCCAGAUCGACUACAUGGGCGACGACUCCUUCGCCAACAUAGAGCGGAAACUGGACUCCUUCUUGAAGUAGCGGCCGUGGGUGAGGGAGUGCGACGGCCGGAGAGAGAGAACGAGAGAGAGAGAGAGAGAGAGAGCACUGUGUGAAGCUCUGUGGGGGGCGGAGGUAUAACCACUGCUCAGCUCAGUCGCAGAGGCUUGACUAGCAAGUGACUGAACGAACUUUCGGCCUCACUCUCUGCAUCCUGUCAGUGUGUGUGUGUGAAUGACAGAGUUGACCUGUGACACAGUUUCUCGUGCACUCUGUAACAUUCAUUUAUUUCUCUUUAAAGACACGUUUGACAUUUUGGAGAACACGCUUAUUCAAUUUGCGCUCUUGCACAGAGAUGAAUUUAAAAAGAUGAUGCCACCCACAUUUCUUCAUGUUAAAUAUGAAAGAAGCUUAGAAUAAAGACAGAAACCAGGAAAACCUCAGCACUGUGCAUUACUCUAUGAUUUGGUCAAUAUGUGAACCUGAAUUUAACAAAUCAAAUUUCAUAUUUCUAACAUUAACUGACUGUGGGUGACAUCCUCCUGUACUCACAUGUUUUCUAAUCACAGAUGUUUAUUGUCUGCUCAGAAUGACAAACAUUUUCCCACGGGGCCAAACCGAUGAUUAAACCCAGUACAUAUUUCUAUCCCCCGCACAUCUCGGCUCUGUGCGUCUUCUCUGCUGAGCUGCGAUCGACCGAAGCUGCAGCAAGUUUUCAAUUUGAACGUUGCUCUUGACCCUGGCUGACAUUCGUUGCAACUCCAGGCGCAAAUUAAACAUUUAUGAGAUCGUGGCGAUACGUUUGUUGAUGCACUUUACUGCUGAGGGAGGUAAAAACCUGUGGAAACGCCACGUGACCAGAUUACAAAGUUGGGUAUUAAGGAAACAUCCAGAUUCUGUGCAAAGGUAACACCCACCAGCUCUUCUAAACACCCCUGAUACAACUGCUGUUGUAUUUUUUGGUUUAAUUUGUAUAAAAACUGAAAGUGUGUAAAAGACAAGUUGCUGUUUCCUGUGUGGUUAUGCACUAAACUGUUUCUUGGCUGUACACAGCAACUUCCUGUGACUGAUAACAACUGACGGAGGCCAUAAGAUGCAACAUAAGCACUUGUUAAAUGGCAAAUUUUCAUUGAUACACUUAAUUUGGUUUAACCAACGACACACAACUUGUAAGUGAGCUUCAUAGUUGCUGGUUGGUGGAUUUUGUCGCCUUUGGACAGAGCGGUUUCCAGUCACUUAAUUUAUCCUCUCGAUCAAAGAGUCCCCAAAAUGUCAAACUCUUCCUUUAAAGUGUUCUUGUGCAUCCGAUGGAAUCAUAGUCCCGAGUCUUCCAAACCUGUGGAAACUUCCAGCAACAACAGAACAACAGCAAUGGUCCAAGUCUGUCAAUAAAUUUGUUUCUGGAUUUUUACCACAACUCCUGUAAUAAAUCUCUACCUGAACCACUUUGGAGGAAAUAUGCAGCAACUGGCUCACCCUCCUCUUUUCUCAGCCAGUUACAAAGAUCUCACUUCAGUCCGACAGCGUUCACCUCCCCAGGUUACAGAUCCCCGUCUGUGCCUCUCGAUGCUCACCAGCUCCCCGUGACCUCGGCUUCGUAACGUCCGGUAUCGUGUUAGGUUCUCUAGGCCUGUUGUGUUGCGUUUGCAUGGCACAGUGUUUAAAGCAUGGUCGGUGAUGUCGUCAGUUGUUUUAUUUAUGCGUUUGUGUCUCCUGCAUGUUACAUCCCCCACCUCCGUGUGUCUUUGUGCCAUCACCUGGGUUUCAUCACUUCCUGUGUGUCGUAUAACCAGCUGCCUUAUUGCCUCUCACUGUUUACAUGUACUCAUUCACUGUUACUGCUGCUAGUAGCACAACAGACGGACUUUGUUGAGGCCCGGCUUUCCUGUCACCUCCUUUACUCCACGUGUCCUCGUUCACAAAUCUGCUCCAACAAUAAAGAAAAUUCACUCAUUUCUCCUCUGUAUACACCUUCCUUCACGAUGCAGACAAGAUUUAAAGUCCGUAUGUGAUCAUAUUUAUCUUGUUUGAUAAAUCCUGGCCAGCACACUGGUGGAAGUAUAACAUGAUGUAGUCCUGUUCCCCAGCUGUUUACUGACCAUCCCUGUUAAAGCGCUAAUAAAGAAAUGUUAAAAACCUUGA
Hippoglossus stenolepis (Pacific halibut) is the source of this 3270-nucleotide messenger RNA. Its product is annotated as glycogenin-1. Gene Ontology annotation, cellular component: cytoplasm. Gene Ontology annotation, molecular function: glycosyltransferase activity. The transcript is spliced from 7 exons. The coding region runs from base 19 to 1170 and encodes 383 amino acids. Lineage: Eukaryota; Metazoa; Chordata; Actinopteri; Pleuronectiformes; Pleuronectidae. The record is from RefSeq and is a predicted model, not a curated record.